AUGGAAAAGGCAGUACUAGAGGCUUGUGCCCUGACUCAGGACCUGAUGGUGUUGCCUUCGGGUGACUUGACCACUGUGGCAGAGGGUGGAAGCACACUGAGUGGAGGACAGAGGACUAGAGUGGCGCUGGCUAGAGCUGUCUACCAGGAGCGCAAUGUAUAUUUGUUGGACGACGUGUUCUCCGCAGUGGAUGCACGAGUCGCCAAACACCUGCUGAGGCAUUGUAUCAAUGGCUUGCUGAGGGACAAGACUAGAGUCGUCUGCACUCAUCAGACCCAGUAUCUGCUACAGGCAGACACUGUAGUCAGCAUAGAGCAGGGCACUGUGCUGCGGCAAGGACCACCAGCCGAGGUACUUCCAGACUAUGAGGAGAUGGUGACAAGUCAUCAGCUGGAGGGGGAGGGAGAGACUCAGAGAGAGGAGCGUCCCCCCUCCCCCAUCCUCUCUACAGAGGGAGAGGUAGACAGUCUACAAGGAGAGGAGGGCAGGGAGACUGGUACCGUAGCAUGGAGAGUGUACAACACCUACCUGGCAGCUGUAGGAUACUGUCUGACUGCAGCCAUACUGAUCAGUCUCACACUCAUGCAGGUUUCAAGAAACGGCACUGACUGGUGGAUGGCCUACUGGGUUACAAGUGAAAACACAACAGCCUUUGCCCUACCAUUUAACUUGGACCUGACAAAAAGUGAUCUACUUCCGUGGGUUGACCCGUCUACUCGCUACUACCUAACAGUCUACGUGUUGAUAGCCGUCUGCAACUCUGUGUUCACUCUUUUUCGAGCGUUCUUGUUUGCCUACGGAGGUAUCCAUGCUGCAUCUGCUGUACAUAAAGUGUUGCUCAACAAAGUCAUAAGGGCCAAAAUUGUCAACUUUGACAUUCUACCAGUUGGUCAGAUCCUCAACCGAUUCUCUUCAGAUAUGUACACGGUGGAUGAUUCUCUUCCGUUCAUUUCAAACAUCUUGUUAGCUCAGUUUUUUGGAGUAAUAGGCAGCAUGUUCGUCAUGCUUUACGGUGUGCCAGAAUUAUUCUUCAUCCUAGUGCCACUAGUGCCGAUCUAUCACUGGCUGCAACGGCACUACCGUCUAACAUCUCGCGAGCUGAAGAGACUGAGCUCCACCACACUGUCUCCGUUGUACAACCACUUCAACGAAACACUUCAAGGACUUCUUACCAUCCGAGCAUUUCGAGCUGUGCCUAGGUUCAGGAGGGACAACGGCACCAGACUAGAAGCCAAUCAGAAGGCUCAGUUGGCCAGUCAGGCAGCAGCUCAGUGGUUGUCUCUGAGACUACAGCUUAUUGGUGUUGCCAUGGUGACAGGUGUGGGACUGUUGGCUGCACUACAACACCACUUAAGCAUUGCUAACCCUGGACUUGUGGGGUUGGCUAUCUCCUACGCCCUGUCAGUGACUGGAGCUCUCAACGGACUGGUAAACGCCUUCACAGAGACGGAGAGAGAGAUGGUGUCAGUAGAGAGGGUGGAUCAGUAUCUCCGAGAGAUCACAACUGAGGACUUUCGGGAGCGACUGGCUCCUCCACCAUUCUGGCUUAGUCAGGGGGUCGUGUCCUUUGAUAACGUCACUCUCAAGUACAGGGAUCACCUACUUCCAUCCCUCAAGUCAGUAAGUUUCUGCACUCGCCCGGCAGAGCGCGUUGGUGUGGUUGGUCGCACUGGGGCUGGUAAGAGCAGCUUGUUUGCAGCUCUGUUUAGGUUAGUGGAACUGCACGAUGGUGAAAUAUCCAUCGAUUCUGUCAACAUCGCUCACAUAGGAUUGAUGCAGUUAAGAUCCCGAAUGUCCGUUAUCCCACAGGAGCCUACGCUCUUCCCUGGUACAGUCCGGGAUAACAUAGAUCCUCUCCGGCAAUACAGUGACAGCAACAUCUGGUCGGCUAUACAGCGCUGCCACCUGGUGGGAGUGAUUAGAGACUUGGACACUACGGUGGAGCUGAGCACAGGACAAGCACAGCUGUUAUGUCUGUGUCGAGCUGUGCUGCAUAAUGCUAAGAUCCUGUGUGUGGAUGAAGCGACUGCCAAUGUCGAUGAAGAAACAGACAAACUGAUAACUCAGACUUUACGCAGCAACUUCCGCCAGAGCACAGUGAUCACCAUUGCUCACCGUGUCCGCACCAUCAUUGACUCUGAUAGGGUGCUUGUGAUGGGAGAAGGUACUGUGCUGGAGUUUGACACUCCCGAACAGCUGUUUCAAGACAGAACUUCUCACUUGUAUCAGCUGUUACAUCAGGACUACGACUCGUAACACAUUGUGAUCCUAGGCAAUUUACUAUAUUUCACCUUAUUGUAUAUUAUUUGAUUAUUUAUUUCUAGACUUGUUUUUAACCCUUUGACACAGACUGGUAUGAAGGAAGUAUACCUUGUUCUAAGACUGUAAUUUAAGAUUAACAUUUUACAAAGCAAAUACUAUUAUUUAAAUGUUUUGAUUUGAUAUUUUAGUAGGGGGUGAGCCCACUAGAGGUCUUGUAGUACUUUACCCUCUUCAGCGUAGGUUGUCUUGUUUGGGUGGUUAGCUGUACAAGUUGUAGUCUGUAGCGCAGCCGCAGCUCAAGCAAAUUUAACAUUGGUAGGUGUAGCUCUUAUUAUGGUGCCAAAGUGACACACAGAUAAAGGGGACGAUGUGAGCAUCAGAUACAGCUCUUGAAAUUGAAACAAUCCCAUCUUGCUUGUGUGAAUUAGCCUGUACAACUGGCCCACCGAGUGCAAAUGGUUAAAAUCAAACCGAGCAAGGUAAAGAAAUUGUUCAUUCAUAACACUUGAGUUUUUUGUUUUUGUUUUUAAGAAAUCUCAAAUUUUGCACUUUUGCAA
Messenger RNA from Macrosteles quadrilineatus (aster leafhopper), 2819 nucleotides. RefSeq names its product ATP-binding cassette sub-family C member 10-like. Gene Ontology annotation, molecular function: ATP hydrolysis activity; ABC-type transporter activity; ATP binding. NCBI's taxonomy places the organism in Eukaryota, Metazoa, Arthropoda, Insecta, Hemiptera, Cicadellidae. Gene Ontology annotation, cellular component: membrane. The record is from RefSeq and is a predicted model, not a curated record. Gene Ontology annotation, biological process: transmembrane transport.